Messenger RNA from Cladocopium goreaui, 789 nucleotides. The record is from the annotation of a GenBank genome assembly. NCBI's taxonomy places the organism in Eukaryota, Dinophyceae, Suessiales, Symbiodiniaceae.
AGCCAUGGUGUCGUUGGUCUAUUCCCUUGGCAAGCGCACGCCCAUGAUUCCGAGCAGCGCCUGGAUCGCCCCAGGUGCCCGGGUCAUUGGAGACGUCCGCCUGGGACAGGAGGUGGGCGUGUGGUUCAACUGCGUUUUGAGGGGCGAUGAUUCCUACAUCCAGGUGGGCGAUCGCAGCAACAUCCAGGAUCUCACCAUGAUCCACUUGGAUACGGGCUGCCCUUGUAUCAUCGGUAAAGAAGUCACGGUGGGGCAUUCAUGCAUCUUGCAUGGCUGCACUGUGGAGGAUGAGGUGUUGAUCGGUAUGGGCGCUACGAUUCUGAACCGUGCCGUCAUUGGGCGAGGGAGCGUCGUUGGAGCUGGCGCCUUGGUGCUGGAGGGGAUGGAGGUGCCUCCUUUCUCCCUGGUGGUGGGCUCGCCUGCCAAGGUCAAGAAAACAUAUGAUGAGGAGGAACGCAGGGUGGCACAACGCCAGCAUGCUGCAAGCUAUGCAAAGAAAGCUGCACUUUUCCGCUCUGAACUUCGAGAAGCUCAAGAUUAUGGCAAGUACAUGCUGAUGCUGACUGCAGUGGUUUUCAUUGGUAUGGCUGGCUUAUCCAAGCUUAGAUGACAGCGUGAUGACACCAGGAUAUAUACAUAUAUAUACAUAAAGGGCUUCAGAAGGGCAUUUGGACAUCAAACAUGAAAGUUAAACAACUUGCUGAUGUUCAGUGUGAACUUGCAACAGGAAGGCUACCACGCUCCAGUGUGCCAAAGUGCAUUCACUUGAUGGACCUUCUCGGAAAGAAA